Fundulus heteroclitus (mummichog) is the source of this 4025-nucleotide messenger RNA. RefSeq names its product protein tyrosine phosphatase receptor type H. NCBI's taxonomy places the organism in Eukaryota, Metazoa, Chordata, Actinopteri, Cyprinodontiformes, Fundulidae. Gene Ontology annotation, molecular function: protein binding; protein tyrosine phosphatase activity. Gene Ontology annotation, biological process: protein dephosphorylation. Bases 1 to 3423 code for a protein of 1140 amino acids. The transcript has 21 exons. The record is from RefSeq and is a predicted model, not a curated record.
AUGAAGAUUUUAUCCUUCAAAUCCGCCUCCGACCACCUGCUGCUGGGGGUCGUCUCCAGCCUGCUUUGGGUUGUAGCAGAAUCUCCUCCUGAUACUGGAAGCUUUAAAGCCAUCGCACAAACUGAGACCAGCAUAACUCUGCAGUGGACCAAAGUGGGAGACAUCGACAGUUAUAUUCUUUCCAGAGAUGGAAAGGACAACAUAACUCUCUCUGCAGUAAAUGUAGAAUACACAGUCUCAGGUCUGAUCAGCGCCACUAGAUACAGCUUCACUCUCUACACGGUGUUUGGAGGUGUCAGUAGCUCAGGAGUAACCACCUCUGCAGUCACUGCUCCUCGAGAUACUCAAGACUUUGAAGCUAUCUCACAAACUGAGACCACCAUAACUCUGCAGUGGACCAAAGUGGAAGGCAUCGACAGUUAUACUUUUUACAGAGAUGGAGAGGUCCACAUAAUUAUCUCUGCAGUAAAUGUAGAAUACACAGUCUCAGGUCUGACCAGCGCCACUAGAUACAGCUUCACUCUCUACACGGUGUUUGGAGAUGUCAGAAGCUCAGGAAAGACCACCUCUGCAGUCACUGCUCCUCCUGAUACUGGAAGCUUUAAUGCCAUCACACAAAAUGAGACCAGCAUAACUCUGCAGUGGACCAAAGUGGGAGACAUCGACAGUUAUACUCUUUCCAGAGAUGGAGAGGUCAACAUAACUCUCUCUGCAGUAAAUGUAGAAUACACAGUCUCAGGUCUGACCAGCGCCACCAGAUACAGCUUCACUCUCUACACGGUGUUUGAAGAUGUCAGUAGCUCAGGAGCAACUAUGACUGCAGUCACUGCUCCUGAUAAUACUGAAAGCUUUGAAGCCAUCGCACAAACUGAGACCACCAUAACUCUGCAGUGGACCAAAGUGGGAGACAUCAACAGUUAUACUCUUUCCUAUGAUGGAAAAGAAGUCAACAUAAAUUACUCUGCAGGAAAUGGAGAAUACACAGUCUCAGGUCUGACCAGCGCCACUAGAUACAGCUUCACUCUCUUCACGGUGUUUGAAGGUGUCAGAAGCACAGGAGCAACUAUGACUGCAGUCACUGCUCCUCCUGAUACUGAAAGCUUUAAAGCCAUCGCACAAACUGAGACCAGCAUAACUCUGCAGUGGACCAAAGUGGGAGACAUCAACAGUUAUACUCUUUCCUAUGAUGGAGAGGAGGUCAACAUAAAUUACUCUGCAGGAAAUGGAGAAUACACAGUCUCAGGUCUGACCAGCGCCACUAGAUACAGCUUCACUCUCUACACGGUGUUUCGAGGUGCCAGAAGCAGAGAAGCAAACACCACUGCAGUCACUGCUCCUGAGACGCCAGCAGAGUUCACCUCAAUGGGACAAACUGAGACCAGCAUAACUCUGCGGUGGAAACAAGCGAGAAACGUCCAGAACUACACAGUCUCCUUCAAUAAAGAGAUGAUAAAUGUGACAACAUCAAAUGAAACUGUGACACUCAGUGUCUCAGAUCUGGAAAGUGGGGUCAACUAUGAUUUCUUGCUCUUCAGUGUCUUUGAUUAUGCCAGCAGCAGUGAAGCAAACCUAACUGCACCUACUGUUCCUCCAGAGGUGCCUUCAGUCAAGGUUGCAGAGCGCUUAGUGGACAAGUUCACUCUGCAGUGGAAAGAUCUGAAUAAAGGCUGGAAAUACUUGCUUAAUGUUGCUGAUCGUACUGAAACAAUUCCACCAAAGGAUUCAGAAAAUACUGUGUCAUUCACAGUCUCAGAUCUGAAGCCUGGAGCAGAAUAUUCAUUCAGCAUCAUCACCAUGUUCUCUGGACUCAGGAGCACUCCUUACCGUGGCGUCACAGUAACAAAAAUAGACUGCAGUAGUGUAAACUGGAAAGUCACCAACUCAUCAAUCCAAGGAACAGUUGAAGGCUUGUUCUCAAACGCAACUGCCUCGAAUAAAUCUACAGUUCAUUUCAGUCCAGCAGGGAAAGACGUUUUAUUUACUAACCUCUACCCUGGUGCCACCUAUGAGGUCCUGCUUGAAUAUAACCUGUCGUCUAAACUUUAUCCACAGUGUAGCAUCAACAUACCAAUAAUUCCUCCCUCUUUAACUGGUCAUUGUAGCUACUACUCCUCUGGUUAUGGUGCUGUGAUUAGAUGGGACCCACCAGGCGGUGUGUUGACGGCUGUUACGGUUAAUAUUAAUGGACAAACUCACCCAGUAGACGGGAAGAAGAAUGAACACACUGUAACUGGACUUCAACCUGACAGCAGAUAUGAAGUUGCUCUGAUUUCAGAGCUGGAAACAGAAUUUGGUGACAGAAGCUCUGAGCCCUCAGUUUUUCUCUGUUUGACUGAUAACAGAGGAGUCAUUGCGGGAGCCCUUGUGGGUGUUCUCCUUAUUUGUGUUCUGAUCUGUGUGAUUGUGUUCAUUGUCCGCAAAAGACCAGAAAUUAUCCGCAUAAAAAUGUCUUUCCUCUCUGGAUCCAAAACGUCUGAUUCAAAGGGGAAAAUCAUUCCUGUAGCCAAAUUUCCAGACCACUUCCAUCAGCUGGGACUGGAUGAAAACAGAGGUUUCAGUCAGGAGUAUGAGUCCCUCGCUCCUGUCGGCACAGACCAAUCACGCAAGGCAGCAACUCUACCAGAAAACAAAGUGAAGAACCGCUUCACCAACAUCCUUCCAUAUGACUGGAGUCGAGUGAAACUAAAUACAUCAAGUCCAAAUGAUGUCUUGGACUACAUAAAUGCUAAUUACAUACCAGGCUACAACAGCGACAGAGAGUAUAUCGCCACUCAGGGUCCUCUGUCCUCCACAGUCAGUGAUUUCUGGAGGAUGGUGUGGGAACAGAAAGUGAAGAGGAUUGUCAUGGUUACUAACUGCGUUGAAGCAGGACGACCCAAAUGUGAGCAAUACUGGCCUGAAGACAUGAGGCAGUGUCACUAUGGAGAGCUGUUGGUCACUCCAACAUCUGAGCUGAAGGAACCCGACUGGACUCUGAGGGAGUUCAUUGUGAAACAUGAAAACAGCUCGUGGAAACAGACGGUCCGACAUUUCCAAAUGACUGUCUGGCCUGAUCGUGGCGUCCCACAGAGCACAGAAGUGCUGAUCCGGUUCAGAGAACUCGUGAGACGGCACAUAGAGAGUGAAGGGUCUGAGGCUCCGACUGUGGUUCACUGCAGUGACGGAGUGGGACGGACCGGCACUUUCAUCGCCCUGGACGUCCUGCUUCAGCAGCUGGAGAAGGAACAAGCAGUCGGCGUCAAGGACUUGUUGUGCAAGAUGAGACGGCAUCGAUCACACAUGGUGGAGACAGAGUCCCAGUAUGUUUUCCUGCAUCAGUGCGUCUCCGACACCCUGCAGCCACGUUUGACCCAAGAGGAGAACGUUUACGAAAACGACGACUUGAUCUAUGAAAAUGCCAUCGUCCUUCCAGAACUUCCUUAAGACACAAGCAAAUUAAAUUUCAGUCCUGCAAUGAAUGCAAUUCAUGCCAAAAAGAUUUUUGAAUGAAGAUAUAAUAAUAAGUGUUAUGUUCUUGUACUGUAUUCAUACAGAGUGAAAAAAGUCCUUUGUAUAAUUUUACUUUUUCUUCUUCCCAUUCGUCCACUGAGUUCAAUCAUUUUGGAUCCAAAAGAAGAAAAUUUCUCUUCAGAUGGCCAAGGAAAGAGAUAUAGAAAUCUAAAAAAUAUUGAUGAUGUAUAGAAACUUUCACAAUAAAUGACCAUGCUAUUUAUUAAUACAAAAGAGGACUCCAAAGCACUUCAUACUACUGUACACUCAUGGUGGUGAGCUACCUGCCCCAAGGCCACCACCAACAGGUGAAUCGCAUGAAGUGUCCUGCUCAGGGACACAACCACUGACACAGUCAGAGUGGGGGUUGAACUGGCAACCCGCCGGUUACUGUGCAAACUCCCUCAGCUCCUGCGCCACUGUCACCCCUAAUCUGGAAAAACAAAUCCAUGCAUUAAUAUUUACUAGAAUCGCUUACAGUAGUGGUGUUUUCACAGGUCUGCCUAAAAAGUGGAUCAGAACGCUGCAGCUGAUCC